AUGGAGAAAGAGCUGAUAGAUGUCUUGAAGAAUAUGCAGCUAACGGAAGAAGAAGAGUUGCAGAUCUCAGUUUCGGAAGAAGGCAGAGCACAGGUAAUAGAGGAGUGUUCUCAGAGUUUGAUGGGAAAGCUGUUGACGGACAGAAAGCAAAACCUUCGUGCUCUGAAGAAUACUCUAAGGAAUGUUUGGAAGAUUGGCCAGGAUUUAAGGAUUGUGGAAGUUGGAAGUGAUAUCCUUCAAUUCAAGUUUGCCAAUGAAUAUCAGCUAAGGUGGGUUGAAACAAACGGGCCAUGGAACUUUGAAAAUAACCUUCUAUUGCUCAAAAGAUGGGAGAGGGGAAUGACGGCAAGUAAUAUCUCUUUUACCCAUUCUCCUUUUUGGGUACAAAUUUGGGGUUUGCCUUUUGAUAUGAUGACAGAGAAGAUAGGAAAGGAGAUAGGCAGUAAUUUGGGGAUUUUUAUGUCAGUAGAUACAAGAUCAUGGAUGGCAGAGCAAGCCAAGUUCAUGAGAGUGAAGGUGAAUCUUCCGCUGGAAAAACCCCUAAGAAGAUGUGGAAAGGUUGCUAGUCCAGAGGGGGAAAGCUUUUGCAUUCAAUUUCGGUAUGAAAGGCUGCCGGUUUUCUGCUUUAGAUGUGGAGUAAUGGGGCAUGAUGAGCGACAUUGCAAGAGAAGUGACCAACAAAAUCAAGCUCUGCAAUAUGGUGAAUGGUUAAGGGCUCAAGGUGCAGGAAAAGCAAAAUCGGCAAAAGAAGAACAAAGAAGGAGUCCUCUAAACCAGCAAGCUAAUGACACGGCAAUGCAAGAAAGGAUGCAGUCUGGGGCGGAAGACGGGGGCUACUCCUAUUCCCGUGGCGGUGCACAAUCCGGGGACAACCUUGGAAAUGCAAAAAGAGGAAGUACUGUUUCAAUGACGUCAGAGGAAGGUGAGCACGCCACGCAAGAGGUAUGUCAAUCUCAAUUUCAAAUUCAAAAUAGUAGACAUGAUGAGAUAGAAGCAAGGAAAAAAAAGGAAUAUAUCUACGGUGAAGAGGGAAAAGAAAUUAACCAAAAUAUGGGGCCGGCCCAAACCUUUAUGUCAACAGUAGAAUGUGAAAAUGGGGUAAGUGGGAUAACCCACAUGGGCCGGGUAGAAGGAAAAAAUAUAGAGUUUCAGGAAGUUAAUAGCCCAGUUAAAAUGGAUAUUGGGCUUACUCUAGAAAAGGAAAAUAGGGAUGUGGAAAAUAAAACACAGAAAAAAAAGGGGAAACUAAAGAAGCUGGCCCGUGGUCAGAACAAAGAGUUUGAAGUGGGAAGGGAGGAAGCUAGUAAUAUAGUAGGAGUAAAGAGAACUCUCUGGGCAGAUGAGGAAAUGGUUGAUGGAGGAAGGCAGAAAAAGUUCUGUGGCACACCGCCGGGAGCCAUGAAUGCCUUAAGCUGGAACUGCCGGGGGCUGGGGAACCCCCGGUCAGUUCGAGCGUUGCGCGAUAUGGUGCAACGAUGGUGCCCCAAGUUGGUUUUUUUGAUGGAGACAAAAGCUGGAAUAAGUAGAAUGAGAAGAAUAAUGGUGAGGACUGGUUUAUUAAAUGGAGUAAUUGUGCCUAGCAAAGGAAGAAGUGGUGGAAUAGCCAUGUUAUGGGAAAGGGAACUAUCUGUGGAGCUUAGAAGUUAUACUAGGUAUCAUAUAGAUGCAGUAGUGACUGACCCUACAUCUGGUUUCAAAUGGAGAAUCACAGGGUUCUAUGGAAAUCCGGAUACAAAUAGAAGGAAGGAGUCUUGGGAGUUACUACAUUUUCUAAAUGCGCAAUUUCAGAUGCCAUGGGUUUGUUUGGGGGAUUUUAACGAAAUUUUAUCAAAUGUUGAGAAAUGGGGAGGUCCAGAGAGACCCCAACAGCAGAUGGAGGGUUUUAGAAGAGUAGUAAAUGCUUGUGGUUUUGUAGACCUUGGAUAUGAGGGCCCAGAGUUCACUUGGUGUAACCAAAGGUCUGCUGGGGAAAGAAUUCGGCUAAGACUUGAUAGGGUGCUGGCUACAAUAGAUUGGAAAGAGCAUUACAAAGAUGCUAGGGUCCUCCAUGUAGUGGAUUCAACCUCAGAUCACUGUGCUUUGGUUUUAACUAACCAAAGAAAUAUCCAAGGAAGGGGAAUGAGAAGAUUCCAAUUUGAGGCAGCUUGGAUUAGACAUGAUAGAUGCAAGGAGAUAAUUCAAGAUGCCUGGAAGCUUCAUUCAGGCUUUCAAACAGCAAGUGAUUUUGCUGAGGGUCUGAGAGUGUGUGCUGAGGGCUUAACAAGAUGGAACAAUUCAGACCUUAGGCAUGAUGCUAGAAUGAUAAAAGAGAAGAGAAAGAAGCUGCAAGAUUUAAUCCAGAAUGACAGGGAUGGAAGUAGAGGAGAAGAAAUUAAUGCAGUAAGGAAGGAAAUAAAUGAUAUGUUAGAUGAUGAAGAAGUCAAGUGGAGUCAAAGAUCCAGAAUCCAAUGGCUGGCCCUUGGUGAUAGAAACACAAAAUAUUUCCACUACAAAGCUUCUCAGAGACGGAAGAAGAAUGAAAUCCGGGGCUUGCUGAAUGAAGAAGGGAAGUGGUGCGAAGAGAAAAUAGACAUAGCAAACAUUGCUGUGAGUUACUUCAAAGAGCUGUAUUCUACUUCAUUCCCAACCAGAGCAAUGGAAGUAGCAGAUUUGAUACCGAGAAGAGUGACCAGGGAGAUGAAUGAAGAAUUAACAAAAGAAUUCCAGAAGGAGGAGGUUCUUCAAGCUAUCCGACAAAUGCACCCAACAAAAGCACCGGGUCCGGACGGUAUGUCUGCUAUCUUUUAUCAAAAGUAUUGGGAUGUAAUUGGGGAUGAUGUGAUAAAAACUAUUCUUAAUAUUCUUAAUUUCAAUGCCCCUAUAGCUGAGCUUAACAAGACAAAUAUAGCUCUUAUCCCUAAAAUAAAUAAUCCAACAAAGAUAGGGGAAUUCCGACCAAUUAGCCUUUGUAAUGUUUCAUAUAAAAUUGUGUCAAAGAUUCUUGCAAAUAGGCUGAAACCAUUCCUCCCCUCAAUCAUCUCCGAAAGCCAAAGUGCUUUUGUCCCCGGUAGGCUAAUUACUGAUAACGUCCUGGUUGCUUUUGAAAUAAUGCAUUAUCUAAAGAAAAGAAAGGAUGGGAAAGAGGGGUAUAUGGCUAUUAAAUUAGAUAUGAGUAAAGCCUAUGACAGAGUAGAAUGGUGUUUUCUUGAAAAAAUUAUGUCGAAAAUGGGCUUUGAUAAUAAAUGGGUUAAUUUGAUUAUGAGCUGUAUUACCUCUGUUUCUUUUUCUAUUCUUAUAAAUGGUGAGGCUCAUGGUUGUAUUACCCCUACAAGGGGGCUACGCCAGGGUGACCCCUUAUCUCCCUACAUGUUUCUGUUAUGUACAGAAGGACUAACGGCUUUGAUUGUGGAGGCAGAAAAGAGAAGGCAGAUUUCUGGCAUAUCUAUAUGCAGGGGCAGCCCAAAAAUUACACACCUCUUAUUUGCCGAUGAUAGUGUGGUCUAUUGCAAGGCAUCGGAGCAAGAAUGCAGAGAGCUAUGCACAAUUCUGCAUAAAUACGAGGAAGCAGCAGGCCAAAAAGUAAAUACAGAAAAGUCAUCGGUAUUCUUUAGUAAAAAUACUAAGGAAGAAACAAGAGAAGGGGUGAAGAAUGUGCUGGGGUCAAUGCAGAAUGUACAGCCAGGAAAAUACUUGGGCCUACCUUCGAUGAUUGGGAGAUCAAAGAAACAAAUUUUCAAUGAAGUCAGGGAGAGAGUGGGGAAAAAGAUGACCGGUUGGAAGGAGAAAUUGCUAUCGAUUGGAGGAAGAGAAAUCCUUAUUAAAGCGGUUGCUCAGGCUGUCCCCACGUACACAAUGGGGUGUUUUUUACUUCCCAAAGGUCUUUGUGAAGACAUUGAGGGGAUGAUGAGGAACUUUUGGUGGGGGCAGAAGAACCAAGAAGCAAAAAUGGCGUGGGUUAGUUGGUCAAGAAUGUGUAGUUCAAAGUCAGAAGGGGGAAUGGGGUUCCGGGAUCUUUAUGCAUUCAAUUUGGCUAUGCUGGCAAAGCAGGGAUGGAGGAUGUUGGAAAAUCCCUCAUCGCUUAUGGCGCGCAUGUAUAAAGCAAGGUACUUCCCCAAUGGGGAUGUUUUAAAUGCAAGCAUAGGCAGCAACCCAUCUUAUGCUUGGAGAAGCAUUCAUAAGAGCAUAGAGAUUUUGCAAAAAGGAACAAGAUGGAGAGUUGGAGAUGGGAAGACAAUCCAUAUAUGGGAUGAUAGGUGGUUACCAACCCCAACGACUUAUAAAGCCAUUUCCCCAAGGAAAGAUUUUGGAGACUUCCCCAUGGUAUCAGCCUUGAUUGAUCAAGACACUAGAAGUUGGAGAAAGGACAUCCUUGAUAGAGUCUUUCUUGGUUUUGAAGUGGAGAAAAUCCUAAGUAUCCCAAUCCCUCACUGCCCACAAGAGGAUCAACUAAUAUGGGUGGGAAAUAAAAAAGGAGUCUUCACGGUGAAAAGUGCCUAUUUUUUAGCUAAGGAAAUUGUAGAUAUGCAUGAAAGAGGUGAAUCCUCAGUGGGAGAUGUAUGUGCCCCACUUUGGAAAAAGUUGUGGCACUUAAACAUUCCGGCAAAAGUGAGAGUCUUUGCUUGGAGACUUUGCAUGAAGGCCAUCCCAUCUAUGUUAAAUAUGAGGAAUAGAGGAAUUCAAGUGGAUCCUACCUGCCCUGUUUGUUGUGGGGAACCUGAGUCAACUGAGCAUGCAAUCAUCUAUUGUGCUGCUGCUAAAAGAGUGUGGAGCAAAUGGGAAGAAUGCCCAAUCUGCUUGAAAGAUGCCAACAUGGAGAUUGUGGACUUGGCCUUAUGUUUACUAGAAAAAGGAACACAGAGGGAUUUGGAGAUCUUUUUUGGUGUUGCUUGGAUGAUUUGGUAUAAUAGAAACCAAAUUGUUCAUGAAGGAAAUGGUGUGUCGGAGGAGCACAUUUGGGAGACAGCAAACCAAAUGAUAAAGGAGUUCAAAGGAAUAAAGGGCUGGGAGUUAAAUAGUCCUCAGAGAAGUGAGAAAGUAUGGACUCCGCCUCCUGUGGGUUUCUUCAAAAUAAAUGUAGAUGGGGCUGUUCCCUCUGUUGAUGGCCAUUCUGGAGUGGGUAUUGUAAUUAGAGAUUGGGAAAGAAAGGUGGUAGCAGCAAAAAGCCUUCCUCUAUCGGGUCGAACAGCUGUGGGGGAAACAGAAGCAAUUGCUAUGGAGCAAGGUAUGAUCUUAGCAAAAAACUUGGGGUUGGGAAGGACCAUUUUUGAAGGGGACUCAUUGCAGACAAUUCAAGCUAUUGAGUUUAAGGAUGUAAGAAGUGUGACUGGCCACAUUGUGAAAAGCUGUCUGCAAAUCCUUCCAAGCUUCCAGGAGGCAAGAAUCAGACAUAUUAGUAGGGAGGGCAACAAAAUAGCCCACGAGCUUGCACAGAUUGCAAAAUUUUCUGCUGAGGAACAGGUCUGGAUUUCAAAUUUUCCAGACUGGAUUGAAGACAUGGCGAGAGCUGAAGGAAUGAUGUAAUUUUGCCUGUGUACUGUGGUCUAUGUUGUUGCUGUUUCUUUGUUUUCUGUUAUGCUCUGUUUCCUUGUAGCUUGUGCUCUGUUUUCUUCAGUGUAUAUUUUCUUUGUUUUAUGAAUGAAAGUAUUCAGUUUGAUCUCAA
Messenger RNA from Quercus robur (English oak), 5638 nucleotides. RefSeq lists its product as uncharacterized. Gene Ontology annotation, molecular function: zinc ion binding; nucleic acid binding; RNA-DNA hybrid ribonuclease activity. The transcript has 2 exons. The record is from RefSeq and is a predicted model, not a curated record. Lineage: Eukaryota; Viridiplantae; Streptophyta; Magnoliopsida; Fagales; Fagaceae. The coding region runs from base 1 to 5499 and encodes 1832 amino acids.